Cynoglossus semilaevis (tongue sole) is the source of this 977-nucleotide messenger RNA. It is a transcript of the gene pigf, whose product is annotated as phosphatidylinositol glycan anchor biosynthesis, class F. Gene Ontology annotation, biological process: GPI anchor biosynthetic process. The transcript has 5 exons. NCBI's taxonomy places the organism in Eukaryota, Metazoa, Chordata, Actinopteri, Pleuronectiformes, Cynoglossidae. Gene Ontology annotation, cellular component: endoplasmic reticulum membrane. The record is from RefSeq and is a predicted model, not a curated record. The coding region runs from base 154 to 813 and encodes 219 amino acids.
AGUAGUAUUAGUCCCAUGUUUACGGAAGUGGAGACCUUUUUCAUCCAUGCAAUCUGCACGGUUAUAACCGGCGGCUGAGUUGACAUUUUAGUAAGAUCUGUUAUAUAUUUCGCCCCACUUUUCUAGAGGAACUAGUAGUUAAAAACCAUAAUCAUGUGGGACCACGAGAUAAAAGCAAUGGCGUCCACUCACGCCAUUAUAGCUGCUUCAGUGUUCAUGGCAACCGUGCUACCUGCAGCGUUCGUGGAGAGCUUUUCUGUGUACGGUACUCACCUAGUGUGGAUUUACGCCGUGUCCUUCGUGGUCACGGUGGUCAGUGUCGCCGUCUUCUGGCUGCUAGGCGUCACACCGCCGACGAAGAAGCACACACUGGGAUAUAAGCUUUCUCGGUUGUUCCGCUGCUGCCUAUACUUCUUCUUGUCCUGCCUCUUCUUUCACACUGUAGUGGUUCUUUAUGGGGCUCCAUUGAUCGAAUCUGCCCUGGAGACGUUCUCUCUUGCUGUCCUCCUGACCUCUCUAACUACAUUAAGGUGCCUCUGUGUCCUGGGGCCUAACGUACAGGCCUGGAUACGAGUUUUCAGUUGGCAUGGAGCGAUGUCAGUAUGGGACACCUGUCUGCAGAUUACAGUGUCCUGCACAUUAAUAGGAGCCUGGUUUGGAGCCUUCCCUAUACCUCUGGACUGGGACAGGCCCUGGCAGGUUUGGCCCAUUUCGUGCAGUCUGGGCGCUGUGAUUGGCUUCUUGACCGGGCUUGUCGUUGCUCCCACGUGGAUCCACUAUCACCGUAAACAGCUCACAUAUAAGUGCAAGUGACAGAAGUCACACGUGUUUGCGCAGCAAGUCUGUGCAAGUGUGUCCCUUGCAGUUCCACUGACAACUUUGUGGAACAGAUGCAACGUUGAUUUCACAGUUGGUACUGUGAAAUCUGGAAUUGUUCAUAUUAUGUUUUUUUUUUUGAAUAAAUAAUAUAUAACUUA